AUACACCAGUGCUAUAUUUAGCAUACAAUAACAUUCAAUAGGAAUGUUCUACGGUAACUUCCUUCUUGCCGGUAUUGAUGUAUACAAUGUACCAGCUGGACUUUUGAACACAGAAGUUGAAGCUUUGACCCAACGUCAUGUCACAAUUCCCUGCCCUUUUUUAAACAGCGAGGGAAGCCAUGGACAGUAGACAAGACAGACUCAAUGUACUGGGAUAUACGUAUACGUUGGUGAUUGUGUACGCCUAUAUUACAGGUGUCAAUACAGCGGCAUGUACUGACCAGACUGAUUUGGACAGAUUCUUUCACGUUUCUCGGAUGUGUAAGAGCGGAACAUUGAAAAACAAACGUGUUGUGAUAGACACUUGGGGUACGGGAGGUCCGGGUAUAUACAGAUGUACCUGUACCGUUACCUUGGAUACAGGAUCAGCGUCGCCAACAACAACUACAACAGUAGAAAUGGAAGAAUACCCGCGUGUAGCACCAUUACAGAACUGUGGAAGUAUACUUAGGAUCAAUUCUACUAAAUCUAGCAUCUUUACUGAAACUGGUUGCACCCCAAUCCCUAAUACUCCGACAAAUAAUUUCGGGACUUCCGACAUGUUGACACUGACGCUAUCACGGGCAGACGUCAGUACAUCGUGGAUAUCAGGACAUUGUAUAUUUAUUUCCUCUCAAGGGUCUACCAACCUUGAUCUUAUUGUGACCUGUAAUGAACCAAUCACUCCAAUCACCCCUACAACCACUGAGGAAUACGUACCAACCACUACCGUCGAACCUUUGACUACAACCACAACCACUCAGCCAAGGGAGACAACCACUACCACUCAGUCAAGGGAGAUAACUACCUACAAUAGCACUUAUACUGGACAGACUGAACCAGUACGGGAGAAAUGUGUUCAAAUAAGUCAUCCCCAACAGGGAUAUCCAAUAAGCGCCGUAGUCGUUCCGCUACUAGUUACUUUGCUUAUCAUUGUCGUUUCCACAACAGCGAAUGUGGUCAUAUACCGAAGACGCCUUGCACUUUUAAAACAGCCAAAGUAUACUGAAGCCGUCAUGACGUCACCAAACCCUGUCCAUUACGACAGUCUAGAUCUUCCCCGUGUUGAACCUCCCAACCUGUACGCCGACACCUCUACUGGACAGAUGUACGUCAAUACAGCAAUGGAAUAAUAGGUUCAGCAUAACAACCAUGGUAUCCUUUUCACCAAGAUUUCUUUCCUCAAUCUUUCAACAGACGGCGUUGUUUGUGAUACUUCAUGGUUCAAAGAUAGGAUCUGAAUCGGCUCUAUGAUGUUGCAUUUAUUGCUUUAUAGAAACUGUGUACAUACCAUGGGCUGCAUGGGAUUUUACACCUGAAAAUACCCAUUGUUGGCUAUCUGGUGAAACGGAAUAUCUAGGUGUUUUUUCCCAGAAAUAUAAUAAAACGUGGGUCAAGAAAUGCAAUAUUUUACACUUUUUUAUUUUAUAUAUUCAAACACGGUUAGAUUUAAAUUUCAGAAAGAACAAUAUUGUUUCUCAUGGUACGCCCAUAAUCAUAAUUACUUAUGUGAGGCACUCCUGUGAUUAUUGGUAAUUACUUAUGCGAGGCACCCCUGUGAUUAUUAGUAAUUACUUAUGUGAGGCACCCCUGUGAUUAUUAGUAAUUACUUAUGUGAGACACCCCUGUGAUUAUUAGUAAUUACUUAUGUGAGGCACCCCCGUGAUUAUUAAUAAUUACUUAUGUGAGGUACCCCUGUGAUUAUUAGUAACUACUUAUGUGAGGUACCCCUGUGAUUAUUAGUAAUUACUUAUGUGAGGCACCCCUGUGAUUAUUAGUAACUACUUAUGUGAGGCACCACUGUGAUUAUUGGUAAUUAUUGACGUUUGUUGGUGUGGAUCUGUGGUUAUAUGGACCUGAGAAAGUGAUAUUGACCGAAACGAAGUCGAGGUUAAUAUCACAUUCCCGUAUCCAUAUAACAAUGUAACCAACGAAAUAAAAAAAAAUGAACAGUUAUAUUAGGAGCUAGAUAAUGCUUUAAAUUUAGUCUUAGUUUCGUUUCGUUUUAAUACUAAAACAAGAUGGAACGUAUGGAAAUUGUAAGGAGGAAAGUAUUUCAUUUGGCUGCAUUUGGCCGAGAGUAUUGUGACGUUACAAUUUAAAUAACAUCAUAAAGUGUAUAUUUACCUGGCUUGUCUUACAAUAGUAAUAACGAGUCGAUGCCACAAGUCACCGACCUCCAUGUAAUUAGGUUCCAGCCGAUGAGAAAGUAGGAUCAUUUAACAUUAUAAUACUUUUUCAUGCCCACGGGUGUAGGAUAUAGGAAUUCCUACCCGAGGGUUUUCAAACUUUGUAAAACCCGAGCCAUGAAAGAGUAUUUUUCUUUAAUUCCAACUACCGUAUAAGCUCAGAAACCAUGAAAAUGCGUUUGGACUGGCUACCAUUUUGAAAAUAUUUACUUUUCCCCUGAGCUUUUUUGACAAAAACGAAUCUGUCAGCGAGAUCAAGCACACCCCAUAUUUGAAACUAUGUAUGCACAGAAAAAAUAAUAACACCUUUCUAACUUGUACGGUCAAGUUAUUCUAAAGGUUUUAUUUUUAUCACAUUUCCUUUUCUGCAUUGCGGCAUCAGACCUUUCCAAAUUCGUGACGUCACUUAAUUAUUCAGCAAUUGUGACGUCAUGUCAAGUAUAACGGGGUGUAAGAUAGGAAUGUCUUACACCACUUUCGUACCUUGGACAGCUCUGUCUUACUCACAAGUAUGAAAUACAUUAAUAGUAAUGUUAUACUUGGGCUUACACAAUGUAUAAAACUACAUGUAGUGUAAAUUUUUAAUUUCAACUAUACCAAAACUUCCGUGUGUCACUAGUUAUUGCAGUUGUGAAAACAGUGCGCAGUUGUGAUAGGACUGAACAACUAUUAUUAUUAAUCAUAAAUAUUCAAAUCAAUGGAAUGCAGGACUCUCACGGCGUUUACUUAUAGGAAAGCUUAUAAAUAUGGUGAAAUUGUGGCCUCUAUUUCUUUUCCCGGAUCAUAUGACAAGAAAAUAUAUAUGUAUAUGAAACGAUAUUACGAUAAUUAAGAAAAGAUAGAGGGAGGUCUCCUUCUGACUGUC
Mizuhopecten yessoensis (Yesso scallop) is the source of this 3093-nucleotide messenger RNA. Its product is annotated as cell wall integrity and stress response component 4-like. The coding region runs from base 180 to 1172 and encodes 330 amino acids. The transcript has 6 exons. NCBI's taxonomy places the organism in Eukaryota, Metazoa, Mollusca, Bivalvia, Pectinida, Pectinidae. The record is from RefSeq and is a predicted model, not a curated record.